AUGCAAGUCAUCCUGCUCAUUUUGAUUCAGGCAUUUUUCAUCUUACGAAAGAAGUUUAGCAAUGUAUCAUUCCUACAUGUAUUUCACCAUGGUGCUUUACCAUUUAUGUGGUGGUUUGGUGUUAAAUAUGUACCAGGUGGAUUUGGCACAUUCCAUGCUAUGAUAAAUGCUUUUAUCCACUUUGCUAUGUAUGCUUAUUAUGGGAUUGCAGCAAUGGGGCCAGCAUUUCAAAAGUAUUUGUGGUGGAAGAAACAUUUAACUACUCUUCAAUUAGUUCAGUUUAUAACUGUCAUUACCCAUAGCCUACAAUUGCUGUUCAUAGAGUGCAAUUAUCCAUUGGUGUUUGCUCUUGCUAUUGCAGCAAAUUCUUUCAUGAUGUUAGUUCUUUUUGGAGACUUUUAUUGGAAGACAUAUUCUCAGAAGAAACUGUUAACUAAUAACAGCAAUUUUAUUUACACUAAGAACAACAAGCAGCAAACUGUAUCUGAGAUGGAUGGCACAAGAGCUACAGGGCUGAAAAUGGAUUAA
This is a messenger RNA of Acanthosepion pharaonis, 528 nucleotides long. The record is from the annotation of a GenBank genome assembly. NCBI's taxonomy places the organism in Eukaryota, Metazoa, Mollusca, Cephalopoda, Sepiida, Sepiidae.